UAGGGCAGGCGCCUUGAAUCCAGAGCUGCUAGCGGAGCUGCGGGGGCAGGGCAGAGAAGCGGCGGAACUUGAAUUUGGCUUUCCCAGCCCUGGAUUUGCAGGGGCGGAGCAGAGGGCCUGAGCUUGAGUUUUGGUUUCCCUGCUGCGGUGGGGCGGGACAGAGGCUGGUGAACUUAAGUUUCACUUCCCAGCUCUGCGUGGCCGGCCAAGGAAGCUCUCAGCUUCUCACUCUGCCGUUAGCUACAGUGCAGCAAGCAGCUGGGAGCAAUGGGGAACCUGGUGUCCGAUUUGUUCUCAGGGCAGCCUGAUCUGCGCUCGGUGCCGGCUCAGCAGCUGAGCGACUUUGUCAGAAAUUCCCUGGAGCCCUCUGAAGAGUGUCAGAAGGCAAUCAAGUGGACCGUGGACGCCAUCUGUUGCAUCCUGAAAAGAGACCAGCAGCAGCCCCUGAUCCAGGAUGUAGCCAGAGGUGGCUCCUAUGGCAGGAAAACAGUCUUCAGAGGCAAGUCCGAUGGUACCCUCGUCCUCUUCCUCAGUCAUUUCACACAAUUCCAGGAUCAGAAGAAAAGCCAAAGGGAAAUCCUCGAUCAAAUCGAGCAUCGGCUAAAGGUCCAGCCGCUCUUGAAGGAGCUGGCAGACAUCGUGGAGAUCCAGCGGCUCCGUGGUGCACUCAUCAUCCAGGUGUCCACAAAGUGGCAUAGUGUCUCCUUUGAGGUGGUACCUGCCUUCAAUGCUCUGGGCACAAGGGAAACGCCCAGGCCCUGCAUAUAUCGUGAUCUCAAAAGAGCCUUGGAUGAGACAAAAUCCAGUGCUGGCGAGUUCUCAGUCUGCUUCACAGAACUCCAGCAGAAGUUUUUCAACAACCGACCUAGAAAGCUGAAGGAUUUGAUCCUCCUGGUGAAGUACUGGUAUCGACAGUGCCAAAUAAAACUGAAGGGCUCAUCCUCGCUGCCUCCAUAUGCCCUGGAGCUGCUUACGGUAUAUGCCUGGGAACAGGGGUGUGGAGCAGAAGACUUUGACCUCGCUGAAGGCAUCAGGACCGUUCUGAGGCUGAUCUGCCAGUACAACCAGCUUUGCGUCUAUUGGACGAUCAACUACGACUUUGAGGAUGAGACUGUCAGAAAUAUCCUACUGCACCAGAUCCGAUCACCAAGGCCAGUCAUCUUGGAUCCAACUGACCCAACCAACAACGUGGGCCAAGACAUGAUCUGCUGGCCAGAGCUGAAGAAAGAAGCACAAGCUUGGUUGUCUUCCUCCACCUUGAGUGAAGAGUUACCUGCACCAUCAUGGACUGUCCUGCCAGCACCGCUCUCCUCGACCCCAGGCCAACUUCUGGAUAAGUUCAUCAAAGACUUUCUCCAGCCUGACCAGCAUUUCCUAAAUGAGAUCAGUACAGCCCUGGACACCAUCUGUACCUUCCUGCAAGAAAACUGCUUCCAACAUUCAACCACCAAGAUCCAGAAGGUUGUCAAGGGAGGCUCGGCCGCCAAAGGCACCGCUCUGAAGACAGGCUCUGAUGCCGACAUCAUCGUAUUCCCCAACUCGUUCAAAAGCUACACUUCCCAGAGAGCCGAGCGGUCCAAGGUCGUGGAGGAAAUCCACACGCAGCUGGAUGCCUGUCAGCAGCAGAAGCAGUUUGAAGUGAAGUUUGAGAUUUCCAACAGGAAGGCUCCCUGGGGGCUGAGCUUCACGCUGAAAUCCAAAAUGCUCAACCAGAGUGUCGACUUUGACGUGAUGCCUGCCUUCAACGCUCUAGGCCAAUGCAAUUCCGGCUCCUCGCCCAACCCUAAGGUCUAUGCCGACCUCAUAGAUCUGUACAAGUCCCAAGACGUUCUCGGGGGAGAGUUUCAUUCCUGUUUCACCGAGCUGCAGCGCAACUUCAUCGAAUCCCGACCCCCCAAACUGAAGGAUUUAAUCCGUCUGGUAAAGCACUGGUACACGCAGUGUCGGAGGAAAGUGAAGACAAAGAGCUCUUUGCCCCCAAAGUACGCCUUGGAGCUGCUCACCGUCUACGCCUGGGAGAAAGGCAGCAAUUCGCCGGAUUUUGACACAGCGGAAGGUUUCCGGACGGUUCUGGAGUUGAUCAUAAACUAUCAACAGCUCUGCAUCUUCUGGACGGUCAAUUACAGCUUAGAAGACGAGACGAUGAGGAAGUUCCUGCUGUCUCAGAUUCAGAAAACCAGGCCUGUGAUCUUGGACCCGGCGGAACCUACGAGCGACCUGGGUGGAGGGGACCGCUGGUGCUGGCAUUUGCUGGCAAGGGAGGCGAAGAAAUGGUUGUCCUCUCUCUGCUUCAACGCUGGAGUUGGGUACUCAGUAGAGCCAUGGAAAGUACCAGAAAAAGUGAUCUAACGGAGGUUCAGCUACUGUAGCACACACUGAGAAGAUACUGCCAGGGGGACCCGGGGUUCAAUUCCUGGCCCAACCUACUAAACAGGUCACCACUCCAGGGGGUGCACACCUGUAGUCCCAGCCAGCUGGGGGGCUGGGCAGGAGAACCCCAAUAUGGCAUACCUUGUCAAAAAUCUGUCUCUCAUAAACAAAGCCUUUAAAUAAAUAUGAAUAAAUAAAUAAAUAAGGGGAACCAGCA
Molecule: messenger RNA, 2587 nt
Organism: Tupaia belangeri chinensis (Chinese tree shrew)
Lineage: Eukaryota; Metazoa; Chordata; Mammalia; Scandentia; Tupaiidae
Gene: OAS2
Product: 2'-5'-oligoadenylate synthetase 2
Exons: 10
Coding region: 268-2349 (693 amino acids)
Biological process (GO): negative regulation of viral genome replication; defense response to virus; regulation of ribonuclease activity
Cellular component (GO): cytosol; nucleoplasm; membrane
Molecular function (GO): 2'-5'-oligoadenylate synthetase activity; double-stranded RNA binding
Source: RefSeq, a predicted model, not a curated record